UUGGUAGAUAUAGAUGUCAAACCAAUCCCGUUACUGACAUAUGUGAUGACCUGCAGACCUGCCUCUAUAACCAGCCGAUAGCCAGACCGGAUGAAAGCUACAAGACGUAGACACAACAGACUGUUUAUAUCUGUUUGCAAAACCGAGCGAAAGUUCACUCACUUUGUUAAGGUGACAGAUUUGUACACCAGUGGCAAUGGGAAAAUGCUGCAAGUGCAAUGGGAGACUGUUAUGCAUGUGUCUGCUUCCUUGUAUGAUGACCGGCCACCUUCUGAUUUACAUCAUGGUGUCUAUAUUCGUGACCAUCUCAUAUGCUCCUCCAAAAAUAACUAUUCACUACAUUGCCCCAGGGAUUUCUGCUAAUUCUUCAGCUUUGGCCUCUCACCCACUUGGCCCUUUCUGGAACCUUCGUUUGGAGGACGGUGCUCUGUGGAACCAGUUGCAGCAUGCUUGGGAUCGUCAGCACAAUCCAAUACUAAGAAGAAACACAACGGGGAUAAAUAGGAAGCCCAAAGCUCAGCUUUCAACAGAAAUCAAAGAUGACUGCCUUUCUGACUGUACGUCACACAAGUGUUCAGUCCCUCAUGCGCAUGAUUUUAACAGCUUGCCAGAGCAAAUUAGGGCAUUUAUCAAGUCAAUGCACUGCAGAGAGUACCCCUUCCUUAUCAACCAGCCUGGUAUGUGUAGGAGGCGCAGCAAUAGCUUUGGAGCGGACUCCCCCAUGCUCCUCAUUGCAAUCAAAUCUCAAGUUGGAAACUUUGAAAACAGACAGGCCAUUCGUGAAACAUGGGGACGCAGUGGUCUGGUCAGAGGGGAAACAAGUAAGAAAGGAGGGCUGGUGCACACGAUUUUCCUGCUUGGAAGACAGGACUCAAGUACAGGUCCUUACCCAGAUCUCAAAAACCUCCUGGAGCUUGAGAGCCAGAAGUAUAGAGAUAUUCUUCAGUGGGAUUUCAGAGAUACUUUCUUUAAUUUGACAUUAAAGGACCUGCUGCUGUGGCAAUGGCUCCAGAAAUACUGCCCCACUGCCACCUUUAUCUUUAAAGGGGAUGAUGAUGUCUUUGUUCGAACGGAUGCCCUUCUGGAUUAUUUGCACAAAGAGAGGGAAGAGCACAAUUUGUGGAGAGGCUAUACAAAUGAUACUGAGAUGAAUUUGUUUGUUGGGGAUGUGAUCAGUAAUGCAAUGCCAAGCCGUGAGCCGUCUACUAAAUACUAUAUACCAGAAACUUUUUACAAAGGUGUGUACCCAUCUUAUGCUGGUGGAGGAGGGGUUGUGUAUUCUGGUUCACUUGCAUUACGUUUGAAAGAAGUGUCUGAGAGAGUCCACCUUUUCCCAAUCGAUGAUGUGUAUCUCGGCAUGUGCCUGCACAGACUCGGGCUCUCUCCAAGGCAUCACCCUGGGUUUUUAACCUUUGAUCUCUCAAUAACAGACAGGGAAAAUCCCUGUGCAUACAGAUCUGUUCUCCUUGUUCACAAAAGAAGUCCCAAGGAGAUGUUGACACUGUGGAAACAGCUCCAGAAUCUGCACGGUCAAUGCUGAGGCUCAUUUGCUAAUCAAAUAGGAUUCAGUGAAUACAUAAUGAUGACACUACCAUAACACUCAUUUGAAAAGAAAUACACACUGUGACUCCAACCUCAAGUUAAGAAGGCAGUGUCCGAUCAAGGUCAUGUAUAAUCACCUUCUGGAGUAUCUGGAACUCUGGGGAGGAGAGUGAUCUACCUCAAAGUGUACUUUUAUUAUGCUAGCAUUAAAGAUUAAUCACUCAUUUCAUGACUUUGUCCUCUUUUAACUUAAGAUCUUAAUUUAUUCCAUAAAAAUAUAAAAUAUUAUAUGCUGUUUUUGUAAAUAAAAUAUAUGUUUUGUCUUUUUUGUUAUCUAGCGGCUGUUAUAACAUUAUUAGUGAUUUGCUGUUUAAUUUUUUUUUCCAAAGAAGGAUGUAAGUCAUAGAAAGAUUAUGUUGUGUUACAGGAGCUUUAUACAGCAUGUCACUCAUUUUAUCUCAGUUACUAAAGACAGAAAUCCAUAAUAAAUGAUAAUCUUGUAUGUGUGGCUUUCAAGUUAUGGAAAAGACUGUGGUGCAGUGGCUGAAUCUGUCAUUUCAUGGAGUGGAUGGUUCAUCACAUCACCUCUACUGACUCUGCAAGGGAUGGGAAUGGACUUGGAUAUAAAUUAAAUAAAUGUGUGUUGCUGUUCUCAAAGGAUGCUGCAAAAAUCUCUAAUAUAUGUUUUAUGGUUAAUAAACAGUUAAGGCAAUUUUCUGAAUAUUUGAAAUGGAUUAUUAUGAUCAUAGAGUUUUGUUUUUGUUGAAAUAACAUUACAACCAGACUGCAUCAUCUCUCUAAAAGAUUCUUGUAAGGAGUGAAAAUUUAAGCAGAAUGCAGCUCACACAUCAGAUUCUAAUGCUCACAAGGUUCUUCUUUGUUCUUGUCUAGUCGUGACUAUUGAUCAUGGUACUAAUAGGCAGACAGUGGUUUUGGAGUAAUGCAUGUGCAGGAGAUGAGUGUCUGAUGACCACAAGAGGAGCAUUACUGAGCAGAUUAACUCUUAUGAGCAAAUUGAAAAGUGGGUAGAAGCCAACUAAUGUUUGAUCAACUUUAUUAGGACAUGACUCUUGAGUGGCUGCUGCAAAAUACUGAUAUUCUGAUAAAUGUUUUUAGUUAUUUUCACAUAUGCUCUUUUGUUUUGUCUGAAGGUACAACUACAAUGUUGAAAUGGUAAAAAAAAAAAGAAAAAAAAAAGAUGAGUUAUGAAGUAGUAAUCACUGAAUCAGCCGUAAUAAUUUAUAGGGGGAACUUUGAACUAGUUUGUUGCAUAUAGGUCUACAUAUUUCUUCAGGUGUUAAUUAUUUGUUAUAGUAUUAUUAUUAUAAGGGCGUAUACAGAUGCAUCCAUGCUAGUGGAUGAUUUGAUAACGAUAGGAAAAAGUGGAUAAGUAUAGUGGUAGUUGUGGUUCAAGUUUUAUAUUUAUGUGUUGAUGGAUAAUGUAGUGUAGAGGGAAUAUGUGUGGGUUGGUUGUGUAUUCAUGUGCAUAUCUUGUAUGCUCUACAUUAGUAACUAAGUGAACAUGUGUAGUUGGGAUGUUUGUGGCUGCUCAUGUACUUACAUUAAGAAUGUGUUUGACUUAUUUUGAGUGUGGCAAUGAAAUUUAGAAAAAGGAGUAGGACUCAGAUUUUCUUCCUAUUA
Melanotaenia boesemani (Boeseman's rainbowfish) is the source of this 3183-nucleotide messenger RNA. Its product is annotated as N-acetyllactosaminide beta-1,3-N-acetylglucosaminyltransferase 2. The record is from RefSeq and is a predicted model, not a curated record. The transcript is spliced from 2 exons. Gene Ontology annotation, molecular function: hexosyltransferase activity. Bases 197 to 1540 code for a protein of 447 amino acids. NCBI's taxonomy places the organism in Eukaryota, Metazoa, Chordata, Actinopteri, Atheriniformes, Melanotaeniidae. Gene Ontology annotation, cellular component: membrane.